Messenger RNA from Cucurbita maxima (winter squash), 1849 nucleotides. Its product is annotated as probable receptor-like serine/threonine-protein kinase At4g34500. Lineage: Eukaryota; Viridiplantae; Streptophyta; Magnoliopsida; Cucurbitales; Cucurbitaceae. The transcript is spliced from 7 exons. The coding region runs from base 189 to 1577 and encodes 462 amino acids. Gene Ontology annotation, molecular function: protein kinase activity; ATP binding. Gene Ontology annotation, biological process: protein phosphorylation. The record is from RefSeq and is a predicted model, not a curated record.
UUUUUUUCUUUUUUCUUUUUGAUCUUCAUAUCCGUUGAAUCCUCAUUUCACAAUCUUUCAACUCCCUUCUUCUUCUUCUUCUUCUCCAAAUUCAUUUUUCCUGCAAAUUUUCAUAUUUUUCUCAACAACCCACGUUCCAUCUUCUCUUCUGCUGCUUGUUCUCAUUUCACCUCGUUUCGCCGGGAACAAUGGCGGUUUCCGGUAGCAAUUCGACCCAGAUUCAUCCCUCCGACGAAUCUUCCUCCAGUUCUUCCGAGAGUUCACUAUCCAACUUGAAAGUCUACGCCGCGAUCGGCAUAAUUACUGCAUGUGUGAUUGCAGCGUCUGCUCUGAUCUUCCUCUGUAUCCGUAAAAAUAGGGACUCGAGGAAGCACAAAAUGCGGGUGAAGCAUAGUUCCGGAUUAAUUCCAUUGUUCUCCAAGGAGAUCGCCGAGAUCAAUGAGUCCGAUCGGAGUGUGGAUUGCGAGAAAGGGGAAGUCAUUAGGGUUGAGAAUAAGAAGGAAACUGAGUUCGAGACUGGAGUAGGUAAGAAGAGUCAAGAGAGCGACGUGUCCGGCGGCGGUCGAAGCGAUGUGCCGGUGGAGGAUCAGAACUUAGGGUGGGGACGGUGGUACACCUUGAAGGAACUCGAAAUUGCCACCAAUGGGUUUCUGGAAGAGAAUGUUAUUGGAGAAGGAGGCUACGGCAUCGUGUACAGAGGCGUUUCGCCGGACGGCUCCGUCGUCGCCGUGAAGAAUCUUCUUAACAACAAGGGUCAGGCAGAGAAAGAGUUCCAGGUUGAAGUAGAGGCCAUUGGAAAAGUAAGGCACAAGAACUUGGUGGGUCUGAUGGGUUAUUGUGCAGAAGGAACACAGAGGAUGCUUGUGUAUGAAUUUGUUGAUAAUGGCAACUUGGAGCAAUGGUUACAUGGUGAUGUGGGGCCUGUUAGCCCUCUAACAUGGGAUAUUAGGAUGAAAAUUGCCCUUGGAACAGCAAAGGGUUUGGCGUAUUUGCAUGAGGGUUUAGAACCGAAAGUUGUGCACCGUGAUAUAAAAUCUAGCAACAUUCUCUUAGAUAGAAAAUGGAAUGCGAAAGUGUCUGAUUUUGGACUUGCGAAGCUCUUACAACCUGAAGCGAGCUACGUAACUACUCGUGUUAUGGGGACCUUUGGAUAUGUUUCACCUGAGUAUGCAAGUACAGGCAUGCUUAACGAGGGGAGCGAUGUAUAUAGUUUCGGAGUUCUACUUAUGGAGAUAAUUACUGGCCGAAGUCCAAUUGACUAUUCCAGGCCCCCAGGAGAGAUGAACUUGGUGGACUGGUUUAAAGGAAUGGUGGCAAUUCGGCGUGGCGAAGAGGUUGUCGAUCCGUUGAUUGAGAUUCCACCCCCUCCAAGAACUCUAAAGCGAAUGUUGCUUGUUUGUCUACGCUGCAUCGACUUGGAUGCCAAUAAAAGGCCAAAGAUGGGGCAAAUUGUUCAUAUGAUAGAGGCAGACGACUUUCCUUAUCGUUCGGAGCUUCGAUCCGUGCGAGAGAAAGAUAACCAGCCUUCUAGCUUAGACGUGCCGAGUAAACUUCCAAUGAAGCAUGCUGGUAUAUAGAGGACAUGGAAGCAAGAAAGAGAUGAACCUUAUUGCUGCAAGAAAGAAGCCAGUUCUUCCAAGAGGUCAGAUUAUUUUGUACUAUAAUUUCUUCUCAAUCAGUUUUCGAAAAUCUAAUACGAGGCAGCGCGGUGUAUAUCGAUUAUUUGCAUAAUGUUUGUGCUGUUGUAUUGGUGUUUAUGGUUCUCUACAAACUUAAGAAGUGAGCGUUUCUUUUGUAUAUAGGAUGUCCUAUUUUUUAUAUAUGAAAUUUGUAGGCUUCUUGCAAUGAU